CCCCGCCCCCGCCUGACCCGGGGCUGCGUGACCCGCGCGGGGAGACGGAACUUAGCAAUCAUGGUGGCGCUGGGGGUCGCGCUGGGGCUGUUGCUGCCCUUAGUCCUGUGGGCCCACACGCAUGCAGGUGCCGGUUUUCGGUUUGCGUCCUACAUCGGUGAUUACAUGGUGCUACAGAAGGAGCCUGCCGGGGCAGUGAUUUGGGGCUAUGGCAUACCUGAAGCCACAGUGACAGUGACUCUGUGGCGAGAGCACGAAACCGUCAUGAAGAAAGUGACUCAUGUGGAAGCACACUCUAAUAAAUGGAUGGUGGUACUGGACCCUAUGAAGCCCGGUGGACCUUAUGAAGUGACGGCACAGCAGACUUUUGAAAAAAUGAACUUAACUGUGGGAGUUCAUGAUGUCUUAUUCGGAGAUGUCUGGCUUUGCAGUGGGCAAAGCAACAUGCAGAUGACGGUUUCACAGAUAUUUAAUGCUGUAAGCGAGCUGGCCAACACCACGGCCUACACGUCUGUCCGCAUCCUCUCCGUGUCUCUCAAUCAGGCAGAGCAGGAGCUCGAGGAUCUCGCUGAGGUUGACUUGGAGUGGUCUAAGCCCACCGCAGAAAACUUAGGCCAUGGGAGUUUCGAGUACAUGUCGGCCGUGUGCUGGCUCUUCGGGCGCAACCUGUAUGACACGCUGCGGUAUCCCGUUGGGCUGGUCUCCUCUUCGUGGGGCGGCACCCCCAUUGAAGCCUGGUCAUCUGGAAGGUCGCUGAAAGCCUGCGGGGUCUCUAAGGAAGGGUUCACUUCACUGGUUUCUAUAAGUGGCCCCAGUAAACACUCUGUUCUCUGGAAUGCCAUGAUCCAUCCACUACAUAAUAUGACUCUGAAAGGCGUGAUAUGGUACCAGGGGGAGGCCAACAUCGACUUUAACAGGGACCUGUACAACUGCACAUUCCCCGCGCUCAUUGAGGACUGGCGCCAGACCUUCCACCUCGGCUCUCAGGGGCAGACGGAGCGCCUCUUCCCGUUUGGGUUUGUGCAGUUGUCUGCAGUUUUGUCUGAUGAAGACUCAGAUGAUCGAUUUCCCCAGAUCCGUUGGCAUCAAACAGCAGACGUUGGCUAUGUCCCCAACCGAAGGAUGCCCAACACUUUCAUGGCUGUAGCUAUGGACCUCGGUGACAGGACCUCGCCUUUCGGCAGCAUCCACCCUCGAGAUAAGCAGACCGUGGCCUACCGGCUGCACCUGGGGGCCCGAGCUGUGGCUUAUGGGGAGAAGACGCUGACCUUCCAGGGACCACUGCCUGAGAAGAUAGAGCUCUUGGCCGACAAGGGGCUGCUCAGCCUCACGUACUCCCAGCAAAUUGAGGUGCAGAGGCAGGACCACGAGAUAUUUGAGAUCUCGUGUUGUGGUGACCAUCAGUGCAAGUGGCUUCCAGCUCCCAUGAACACUUCCUCCACCCAGACCCUGGCCCUGAGUAUCAGUUCUUGUCCCGGCGCCGUGGCCGCUCUCCGCUAUGCCUGGGCCACUUGGCCUUGCGAAUACAAACGGUGUCCCCUAUACCACCCCAAGAGUUCCCUGCCAGCCCCUCCCUUCAUUGCUUUUAUUGCAAACCAGAUGCCUGGACGUCACAGCAAGGCUGCGAUGAUUUAGUGCAGUAGGAUCAGAUCUUAGACAUAAGUAAAUGACAACAAAAAAAUAGAUUUAAUUUUGAUUCAUUCACACCAAUAGCUAUUAUUGUGUUGGCUGUUGGGUGUUUUCUUGUUUUUGUUUUUUUUUUAAAUUUGACAAUCUAAGGGAAAAGAGGUCAGUGCCAUGACUAAAUAGUCAGGUAUUGCAUGUUUUAAAAAUUAGAUUUGGGCAUUUAGGAGUUUAAAUGAUGACAACUGUUGCUUUUAAAGGAAAUUAACAGAAAAACUUCAUUGGAGAGUUCCCAGCCAGCCUGGGACUGUUUCUGUAUUCUGAGAGGAGCCAGGGCUGGUGAACAAUGAAAUGCCUGCCUUUUGUCCUCUAGUUGGGCUGGCGCCUGUAUUGGACUCAUGCCAACCUACAAGCAAAUUGAACCUCAAUGUCAUUCACUUCUCAUAACUGGGAGUGGAACAUCUAGCUCAGCCGUGGGCAAACUACGGCCCGCGGGCCGGAUGCGGCCCGUUUGAAAUGAAUAAAACUAAAAAAAAAAAAGACCGGACCCUUUUAUGUAAUGAUGUUUACUUUGAAUUUAUAUUAGUUCACACAAACACUCCAUCCAUGCUUUUGUGCCGGCCUCCGGUCCAGUUUAAGAACCCAUUGUGGCCCUCGAGUCAAAAAGUUUGCCCACCCCUGCUCUAGCUGGCCCACAUGGCCUUGAAGUUUCUUCCAACCCUCGUUUCCUCAGUUCUGGGUGUAAGAGGACGUGUUAGAUGUUUCCCUCUGAGCCAAAUACAGUUCUGCUCUUUCAGUUCCAAUGAUGAUAAUGUGGCUGGUGAAAGCUAACAAAGCAGAACCAUGUGUAGGCACUUGGGGAGGUACUGAGGCCAGCCUUACGAAUGAAGAGAAAGGUGAAUGAAGCGUGGUAAAGGAGGUGCUCAGGCUGCCAGUAACAGGUCCUGGGGAUCACCAGCUGAGAAAGAUGUGACAUUGGAGGUCACUGAGGAGCAAGCAGGUUGUUAGAGAUCAUUAUAAAUCUCAGGCCCUGGCCAGCAUUGCUCAAUGAUCAGAGCGUCUGCCCACGAACCCACGGGUCAUGGGUUCGAUUCUGGUCAAGGGCGCACAUACCUGGGUUACAGGUUCCCCGCCCCAACUGGGGCUUGUGCGGGAGGCAGCCAAUUGAUGUGGCUCUCUCACACGGAUGUUUCUCUCCUCUCUCCCUCCCACUCCCUUUCACUCGCUCUAAAAUCAAUGGAAAAAAUAUCCUCCAGUGAGGAGGAACAAAACAAAACAAAAAAAUACAUGUCGGCUCUUUAAAGGUACGAGUUUUAACUAUAAAAACGAUAAUCCAGAUGGAAGAAAAAAGUGAGGCUGGAAGUGAAGCUACUUGAUAAGUAUUUAGAAAAAUAAUCCCAUGGGACAAAUGUGAAAGAGGGCUCUUGUGUGUUCUGUUAAGAAUCAAUGCUGUUUAUUGGUUGAUUAAAACCAGUUCACGGCUCUUGACGAUUGUGUGUUGUCUAUUAGAAGUUAGAAAUGAAAGUGUAAGUCACACAUUGUUUGAAGGGAUGCCGGGUGAGAAAUGCCUCAUCAGGCAGUUUUGUCAUGUGAACAUGAGAGUGUACUUACACAAACCUAGAUGGUGAACCUACUGCUCCUGGGCUCCAAGCCCAUACGGCAUGUCACUGUAGCACUGUAGGCAGUUUUAACACAGUGGUAUUUGUGUAUCUAAACAUACAAGAGGCACAGUGACAAAAUGGUAUAAAGGAUAAUCACGGUACAUCUGUCCAGGGCAUUUACCAUGAAAGGAGCUGGCAGGACCGGGGCUGCUCCGGGCGUCAGUGAAGGAAGGGGUGGGUGAAUGUGAAGGCCCAGGACAUCACGUGCACUACUGCAGACUUUAUGAACACCGCACACCUAGGCUGCUCUAAAUUAACAUAAAAUAUUCUUCUUCAAUAAUAAAUUAACCUUUGCCCUGAUGGGCUUGGCUCAGUGGAUAGAGCAUCGGCCUGUGGACUGAAGGGUCCCAGGUGCAA
Messenger RNA from Myotis myotis, 3641 nucleotides. It is a transcript of the gene SIAE, whose product is annotated as sialic acid acetylesterase. Gene Ontology annotation, molecular function: sialate O-acetylesterase activity. The record is from RefSeq and is a predicted model, not a curated record. Lineage: Eukaryota; Metazoa; Chordata; Mammalia; Chiroptera; Vespertilionidae. Gene Ontology annotation, biological process: carbohydrate metabolic process.